AUGAAGUCUAUAGUCGCCCAAGUUGGCCUCCUGGGGUUGUUCAUUGCAGUUGCCGCCCAGAGCGCUACAAUAUCUACGCAAAAUGCACUUUGUACCCAAUACGCCUAUGCCUCACAGGAUGGAUAUGAUAUUCUGAAUAACCUCUGGGGUAUGGAUACAGCGACAUCUGGGUCCCAGUGCACGUAUUAUUACGGUGUUGCAAGUGGCGGUGGUGUCGUCGAGAACAAUGUCAAGAGCUACGCAUAUGCCGGUCGUCAGUUCACGCGACCACUGAUCAGCAAUGUCAAGUCGCUGCCCACAACAGCCAUUUGGUCCUACUUUGGAACCGAUAUUCGUGCCAACGUGGCGUACGAUUUGUUUACUCACCCAGAUGCAAACCACGUCAACUACAACGGGGAGUAUGAGUUGAUGAUUUGGCUGAACCGUUAUGGCGGCGUGUGGCCUAUCACGGAAAGCGGCUCAGCUCUGGAGACCAUAACGCUUGCCGGCCAUUCGUUUGACCUGUACUUUGGAUACAACGGGGAUAUGAAAGUCUACAGUUUCGUGGUUUCAGACGCGGCCAUUGGAAAUUUCUCUGGAGAUAUCUUAGACUUCUUCAAUUACCUUGCCGACAACUACUCCUUCCCGAUCAGCCAGCAGUAUUUGCUUAUUGAUCAAUUCGGUUCGGAAGGAUUCACGGGCACCAACGCUACGUUCACUGUAUCGCGAUUCCAGGCUGAGGUCAAUAUUUGAGCCAAGCCGGUAGCCCAAGCCGAGCUAUAUAUAGGGCAGAGAGUGUACUAGGUAUAUGUACACGACAAAUUACUAGGGUUGGUUCUAUCAGUU
This is a messenger RNA of Truncatella angustata, 825 nucleotides long. RefSeq names its product concanavalin A-like lectin/glucanase domain-containing protein. Gene Ontology annotation, biological process: polysaccharide catabolic process. Gene Ontology annotation, molecular function: cellulase activity. The transcript has 4 exons. The record is from RefSeq and is a predicted model, not a curated record. NCBI's taxonomy places the organism in Eukaryota, Fungi, Ascomycota, Sordariomycetes, Amphisphaeriales, Sporocadaceae. The coding region runs from base 1 to 732 and encodes 243 amino acids.